Centruroides sculpturatus (bark scorpion) is the source of this 3224-nucleotide messenger RNA. Its product is annotated as clathrin heavy chain 1. Gene Ontology annotation, cellular component: clathrin coat of trans-Golgi network vesicle; clathrin coat of coated pit; cell cortex. Gene Ontology annotation, molecular function: structural molecule activity; clathrin light chain binding. Gene Ontology annotation, biological process: receptor-mediated endocytosis; intracellular protein transport. Lineage: Eukaryota; Metazoa; Arthropoda; Arachnida; Scorpiones; Buthidae. The transcript is spliced from 19 exons. The record is from RefSeq and is a predicted model, not a curated record. Bases 137 to 3205 code for a protein of 1022 amino acids.
UGCGAGUGUUAAUCCGCUAGAGGACGCCAUUUUAGAUUAAUCCGUCAGAGAAGCCGGUUGUUUGUAACUUGUGAAGAGAAAUUCGUUUAGGAUUAAUAGGUUGUGGCCCGCCAGACGGUGGACAUAGACAUCAAACAUGACGCAAGUAUUGCCAAUUAGAUUCCAGGAGCAUUUACAGCUCACAAAUAUUGGUAUUAAUGCUGCAAACAUUGGCUUUAAUACAUUAACAAUGGAAUCAGAUAAAUUCAUAUGUGUUAGAGAAAAAGUUGGCGAAUCUGCCCAAGUAGUAAUUAUUGAUAUGAGCAAUCCUACUAAUCCUAUCAGAAGACCAAUUUCUGCCGAUUCUGCUAUUAUGAAUCCAGCUUCUAAAGUUAUUGCUUUGAAAGCUAUGAGAACACUUCAGAUCUUUAAUAUUGAAAUGAAGAGCAAAAUGAAAGCACAUACAAUGAAUGAAGAUGUUGUUUUUUGGAAGUGGAUAAACGUUAAUACUAUUGCCUUGGUCACAGAGACAGCCGUGUUUCAUUGGAGUAUGGAAGGAGAUUCUCAACCAUCAAAGAUGUUUGAUAGACAUUCAAGUUUAAAUGGAUGUCAAAUAAUAAAUUACAGAACAGAUCAUAAACUUCAGUGGCUGUUAUUAAUAGGCAUAUCAGCACAGCAAAAUAGAGUAGUAGGUGCCAUGCAAUUAUAUUCAGUAGAAAGGAAGGUAAGUCAGCCUAUUGAAGGUCAUGCAGCUGCAUUUGCCCAAUUUAAAUUAGAAGGAAAUCCGGAAAUAUCUACUCUAUUCUGUUUUGCUGUGAGAUCUGCUCAAGGAGGAAAGCUGCACAUAAUAGAGGUUGGACAACCUCCGGCUGGUAAUCAGCCAUAUCCAAAAAAAGCAGUUGAUGUGUUUUUUCCUCCAGAAGCUCAGAAUGAUUUUCCUGUUGCUAUGCAAGUUAGUCCAAAACAUGAUGUAAUUUAUUUAAUAACAAAAUAUGGAUAUAUUCAUCUUUAUGAUUUAGAAAGUGGAAUUUGUAUUUAUAUGAACCGUAUCACAGCAGACACUAUCUUUGUAACUGCACCACAUGAUGCUUCUUCUGGUAUCAUUGGUGUUAACAGGAAAGGACAGGUCUUGUCUGUGUGUGUGGAAGAAGAAAGCAUUAUUCCAUAUAUCAAUAAUAUUCUGCAAAAUCCUGAUCUGGCAUUGAGGAUGGCUGUAAGAAAUAACCUUUCUGGUGCAGAAGAACUUUUUGUUCGUAAAUUUAAUUCACUCUUCACUGGCGCACAGUAUGCUGAAGCUGCUAAAGUUGCUGCCAAUGCACCUAAAGGAAUUUUACGAACUCCUCAAACUAUUCAAAGAUUCCAACAAGUACCCACUCAACAAGGACAAACUUCACCAUUACUUCAGUACUUUGGAAUAUUGUUAGAUCAGGGGCAGCUAAAUAAAUUUGAAUCUUUGGAAUUAUGUCGACCCGUCCUGCAACAGGGAAGAAAACAGUUACUAGAAAAAUGGCUGAAAGAUGACAAAUUGGAGUGUAGUGAAGAACUUGGUGAUCUUGUUAAACAAGUUGAUCCAACUUUAGCAUUAUCUGUGUAUCUUAGAGCUAACGUUCCAAAUAAAGUUAUACAAUGUUUUGCUGAAACAGGACAAUUUCAAAAAAUAGUUCUUUAUGCUAAGAAAGUAGGUUACACACCUGAUUAUAUUACACUCUUAAGACAAGUAAUGAGAAUCAACCCUGAUCAAGGAACAUCCUUUGCACAAAUGUUGGUACAAGAUGAGGAACCACUGGCUGAUAUUAAUCAGAUAGUUGAUGUAUUUAUGGAACAAAAUUUAGUACAGCAAUGUACUGCUUUCUUAUUGGAUGCUUUAAAAAAUAAUCGCCCUUCUGAAGGACACCUGCAAACAAGAUUACUUGAAAUGAAUCUAAUGACUGCACCUCAGGUAGCUGAUGCCAUCUUAGGAAAUCAGAUGUGUACCCAUUAUGAUAGAGCGCACAUUGCUCAAUUAUGUGAAAAAGCAGGCUUGCUUCAGAGAGCACUUGAACAUUAUACGGAUUUGUAUGAUAUUAAACGAGCAAUUGUCCAUACACACCUGUUAAAUCCUGAGUGGUUAGUGAAUUAUUUUGGUUCCUUAUCUGUUGAAGAUUCAAUUGAAUGCUUGAAAGCCAUGUUAAGUCAUAACAUCAGACAAAAUCUUCAGAUUUGUGUUCAAGUUGCUACUAAAUAUCAUGAACAGUUAACAACUGCAGCUUUGAUUGAUUUAUUUGAAUCUUUUAAAAGUUAUGAAGGCCUUUUUUAUUUUCUUGGAUCAAUUGUCAAUUUUAGUCAAGAUCCAGAAGUCCACUUUAAGUAUAUUCAGGCGGCAUGUAAAACUGGUCAAAUAAAAGAAGUUGAAAGGAUUUGUCGAGAAAGCAAUUGUUAUAAUCCGGAAAGAGUAAAAAACUUUUUGAAGGAAGCUAAAUUAACUGAUCAGUUACCUCUUAUUAUUGUUUGUGACAGAUUUGAUUUUGUUCAUGAUCUUGUUUUGUAUUUAUAUCGAAAUAAUUUGCAAAAAUAUAUUGAAAUUUAUGUACAAAAGGUCAACCCAUCACGUUUACCAGUUGUUGUUGGUGGAUUACUUGAUGUUGAUUGUUCAGAAGAUGUAAUUAAGUCCCUUAUUAUGGUAGUGAGAGGACAAUUUUCAACAGAUGAACUUGUAGAAGAAGUUGAGAAAAGAAAUAGGUUGAAACUUCUGUUAUCUUGGCUUGAAAUGAGAGUUCAUGAAGGUUGUAAUGAGGCGGCUACUCAUAAUGCCCUAGCAAAGAUUUACAUUGACUCAAAUAAUAAUCCAGAACGUUUUCUAAAGGAGAAUCAGUUCUAUGACAGCAGAGUUGUUGGAAAGUAUUGUGAGAAAAGGGAUCCCCAUCUUGCAUGUAUUGCAUAUGAGCGAGGCCAGUGUGAUAGAGAACUGAUUAAAGUAUGCAAUGAGAAUUCUCUCUUUAAAAGUGAAGCUCGUUAUUUAGUAAGGAGGAGAGAUCCAGAAAUGUGGGCAGAAGUGCUAAAUGAAAACAAUCCUUAUCGUCGCCAGUUAAUUGAUCAGGUUGUCCAAACAGCACUCUCUGAAACUCAAGAUCCAGAAGAUAUUUCUGUAACUGUGAAAGCAUUUAUGACUGCAGAUUUGCCAAAUGAAUUGAUAGAACUAUUAGAAAAGAUUGUUUUAGAAAAUUCUGUUUUCAGUGACCACAGGUAAGAAAUAGUUUUAAAUAUGA